AGCGUCCAUCGACCUCAAUCAGUAUUUCCCUUUAAAAAAGUGUCUCUGACUACAACUUCAACUUCCUUAUAAUAAAGAAUCCAUAGUUCUUGACAUUUCAUAACUUCAGAAGAAGUCCAAUUGCAUUGCAUUUUCCUAAUCCUUACAAAUACCUGUUGAGUCACAUUCCUGAUGACCAAGAAUCUUGAGCACUUUAUACAGAUAAACAAGUUCAGGGAAGAUUAGUGCAAGCACAGGGUUUAGUUGUGCUUGGUUCUUGAUAUUGGAAUUGCUACAAAUCCAUUAUCAACAUGGAGGGCAGUGAAAUUUAUAGAGCUAGUAGUAGCUUAAGAAGAGGGAGUUUUGUAGGAUGGAGAAGCAACAGUGAUGUUUUUUCAAGAUCUGGAAGAGAAGAUGAUGAUGAAGAAGCUCUAAAAUGGGCCGCACUUGAAAAAUUACCUACUUAUGAUCGUUUGAGGAAAGGUAUAUUGCUUAGUGCAUCUCAAGGUGUUUUUAGUGAGAUUGACAUUGAUAAUCUUGGACUUCAAGAAAAGAAAACUCUGAUAGAGAGAUUGGUUAAAGUGGCUGAAGAAGAUAAUGAGAAGUUCUUGUUGAAACUCAAGAACCGUAUUGAUAGAGUUGGUAUUGAACUUCCAACAAUUGAAGUUAGAUACGAGCAUCUAAAUAUUGAAGCAGAGGCUGUAUCAGGAGGCAGAGCCUUGCCUUCAUUUGUUAACUUCUCUAUUAGCAUAAUAGAGGGUUUCUUGAAUUUUCUUCAUAUUCUUCCAAGUAGAAAGAGACCAUUUACCAUCCUUAAGGAUGUUAGUGGAAUCAUCAAGCCAUCAAGAAUGACUUUGCUUUUGGGUCCUCCAAGUUCUGGAAAGACCACUCUUUUGUUGGCACUGGCUGGAAAGCUUGACCCUAAUCUAAAGUUUUCUGGUAAUGUGACUUACAAUGGUUACAAGAUGAAUGAAUUCAUACCACAGAGAACUGCUGCAUAUAUCAGUCAACACGAUGAACACAUGGGCGAAUUGACUGUGAAGGAAACUUUGGCUUUUUCUGCAAGAUGCCAAGGAGUUGGAAGCCAACAUGAGUUAUUGGCCGAAUUGUCUAGAAGAGAAAUAGCAGCAAAUAUUAAGCCUGAUCCCGAUAUUGAUGUUUUUAUGAAGGCUGCAGCAACAGAAGGUCAAGAGACUAAUGUGGUCACGGAUUAUGUUUUAAAGAUACUAGGAUUGGAAAUCUGUGCAGAUACUUUGGUAGGAAAUGCAAUGAUAAGGGGUAUCUCUGGAGGACAAAAGAAGCGUGUUACAACAGGUGAGAUGCUGGUUGGGCCGGCAAGGGCGCUAUUUAUGGAUGAGAUCUCUACUGGCUUGGACAGUUCAACGACUUACCAAAUUGUGAACUGCCUGAAGCAAACCACUCACAUUCUUAAUGGAACUGCUGUCAUCUCCCUCCUUCAACCAGCUCCGGAGACUUAUAACCUCUUUGAUGACAUUAUUCUCCUGUCAGACGGCCAGAUAGUGUACCAAGGUCCCCGGGAACAAGUACUUGAUUUCUUUGAAUAUAUGGGCUUCAGGUGUCCUGAACGCAAAGGCGUGGCUGAUUUCUUACAGGAAGUAACGUCAAGGAAAGAUCAGAAGCAGUAUUGGGCACGUAGAGAUCAGCCUUAUCGUUUUAUCACAGUCAAGGAAUUUUCUGAGGCACUCCAGUCAUAUGAGGUGGGAAGAAGAAUUGGAGAUGAGCUAUCAAUUCCAUUUGAUAAAUCCAAGAGCCAUCCAGCUGCUUUGGCAACCAAAAAGUAUGGUGUAGGGAAGAGGGAGCUUCUUAAAGCUUGCAUCUCAAGAGAGUUCUUGCUCAUGAAGAGAAACUCAUUUUUCUACAUCUUCAAGCUCAGCCAACUUAUAAUUAUGGCAACCAUUGCAAUCACACUCUUCCUGAGGACUGAGAUGGACCGCGAAACUUUGACUGAUGGAGGAGUUUAUUUGGGUGCUUUGUUCUACACUGUGACCAUAAUCAUGUUCAAUGGUAUGGCAGAACUAUCCAUGACCAUUGCAAAGCUUCCUGUUUUUUACAAACAAAGGGACCUCCUAUUCUAUCCUGCAUGGUCAUAUUCUCUUCCCACAUGGCUUCUUAAAAUUCCUGUCACAUUUGUGGAAGUUGGUGUCUGGGUUUGCAUCAAUUAUUAUGCCAUUGGAUUUGAUCCUAAUAUUGGAAGGUUCUUUAAGCAGUAUCUUCUGCUCUUAUUUGUUAACCAGAUGGCAUCUGGACUAUUUCGAUUCAUUGCUGCAGCUGGAAGAAACAUGAUUGUUGCUAACACCUUUGGAUCCUUUGCACUGCUAACACUUUUUGCAUUGGGUGGCUUUGUCCUGUCACGAGAGGAGAUAAAAAAAUGGUGGAUAUGGGCUUACUGGUUGUCACCAUUGAUGUAUGGGCAGAAUGCUAUUGUUGUUAAUGAAUUUCUUGGAAAUAGCUGGAGUCAUAUUCCUCCAAAUUCGACAGAAUCGCUAGGAGUUCAACUGUUGAAGAGUCGCGGAUUCUAUCCAUAUGCAUAUUGGUAUUGGAUUGGACUAGGCGCAUUGAUUUGUUUCUUGCUAGUAUUCAACUUGUUAUUCGCCCUAGCUCUCACUUUUCUUGACCCUUUUGAGAAACGUCAAGCUGUUAUAUCUGAGGAUUCUCAGAGUAAUGAGCCUGCUGAUCAAACUGGAGCAUCCAUUCAGUUAAGAAACUAUGGAAGUAGUCAUAUAUCAACCACAAGUAGUGAUGGUGAAAUCAGUGAGGUGAACCAUAACAAGAAGAAAGGAAUGGUUCUUCCAUUUGAACCACGUUCCAUCACCUUCGAUGAUGUUAUAUACUCGGUUGACAUGCCACAGGAAAUGAGAAGUCAGGGAGUUCUUGAAGAUAAAUUGGUGCUAUUGAAGGGAGUAAGUGGUGCUUUCAGGCCGGGUGUUCUCACAGCUUUAAUGGGCAUUAGUGGGGCCGGUAAAACCACUCUGAUGGAUGUGCUGGCUGGUAGGAAAACUGGUGGAUAUAUUGAGGGGGACAUCAGAAUUUCGGGAUACCCAAAGAACCAAGAAACAUUUGCCAGAAUUUCAGGGUACUGUGAGCAGAAUGACAUCCAUUCUCCACAUGUCACUGUCCGUGAAUCUUUAAUAUACUCAGCCUGGCUUCGUCUGCCCUCGGAAGUUGACUCGGAUACCAGAAAGAUGUUUGUUGAGGAAGUCAUGGAGCUUGUGGAACUGGAUUCCAUUAAAAACGCUCUAGUUGGGUUGCCAGGAGUGAAUGGUCUGUCCACAGAGCAGCGAAAACGGCUUACAAUUGCAGUUGAGCUAGUAGCAAACCCCUCUAUUAUAUUCAUGGAUGAGCCAACUUCAGGGCUAGAUGCAAGAGCAGCUGCAAUUGUUAUGAGAACAGUUAGGAACACUGUGGACACAGGAAGAACAGUUGUAUGCACAAUUCAUCAGCCAAGCAUUGAUAUAUUUGAAGCUUUCGACGAGCUUUUCCUGAUGAAGAGAGGAGGAGAAGAGAUAUAUGUCGGGCCACUGGGUCGCCAGUCUUGCCAUCUAAUUAAAUAUUUUGAGGGAAUUGAAGGAGUCAGUAAAAUCAAAGAUGGUUAUAACCCAGCAACUUGGAUGCUGGAAGUCACCAGUACUGCACAAGAGUUAGCUAUGGGGAUUGAUUUCAGUGACAUUUAUAAAAAUUCAGAACUCUACAGGAGAAACAAAGCAAUGAUAAAGGAAUUAAGCAUACCUGCUCCUGGUUUAAAUGACCUCUAUUUCCCUACAAAAUACUCGCAAUCAUUUUUCACCCAAUGUUUGGCUUGCUUAUGGAAACAACGUUUGUCAUACUGGAGGAAUCCACCGUAUACUGCUGUGAGAUUUCUGUUCACGAGCUUUAUAGCUUUGAUGUUUGGAACAAUUUUUUGGGAACUUGGUAGCAGAAGGUCUAAGCAACAGGACAUAUUUAAUGCUGCGGGUUCAAUGUACGCAGCAGUCCUUUUCCUCGGAGUGCAAAAUUCAGCCUCCGUGCAACCAGUGGUGGCUGUUGAAAGAACCGUCUUCUACAGAGAGCGAGCUGCCGGAAUGUACUCAGCUAUGCCUUAUGCUUAUGCACAGGUUUUGGUAGAGAUUCCUUAUCUACUCUGUCAAGCUGUUGUAUAUGGUACUAUAACAUAUGCAAUGAUUGGAUUUGAUUGGUCUAUUGCCAAGUUCUUUUGGUAUCUGUUCUUCAUGUUCUUCACAUUAUUGUACUUCACCUUGUUUGGAAUGAUGUGUGUUGCUGCGACGCCUAAUCACCAAAUUGCAGCCAUUAUUUCCUCAGCAUUUUAUGGAAUAUGGAAUCUCUUUUCAGGAUUUAUAAUCCCGCGAACUAGGAUGCCUGUGUGGUGGAGAUGGUACUACUGGGCAUGCCCAGUAUCAUGGACCUUAUAUGGACUAAUUGCUUCACAAUUUGGAGACAUGCAAAAUGUUCUUGAAGAUAAGCAAACAAUUGAAGAAUUUAUAAAAGAUUAUUAUGGUUUCAACCAUGAUUUUGUAAUAGUAGUUGCAGGUGUAAUUCUUGGGUUUGCGCUCCUCUUUGCAUUUACCUUUGGUGUUUCUAUCAAGUCCUUUAAUUUCCAGAGGAGAUAGAUAUACAUUAUUGUUUUAUUUCUGCCUAUACAUGUAAUUUUGAGGAAUCAUUAUCAAGUAAAUGAUGAAGGAAAUGACAUAUUGAUGUGUGAUUAUUUUCAA
Messenger RNA from Ricinus communis (castor bean), 4706 nucleotides. Its product is annotated as pleiotropic drug resistance protein 1. Bases 291 to 4604 code for a protein of 1437 amino acids. Gene Ontology annotation, cellular component: membrane. NCBI's taxonomy places the organism in Eukaryota, Viridiplantae, Streptophyta, Magnoliopsida, Malpighiales, Euphorbiaceae. The transcript is spliced from 24 exons. Gene Ontology annotation, molecular function: ATP hydrolysis activity; ATP binding; ABC-type transporter activity. The record is from RefSeq and is a predicted model, not a curated record.